Molecule: messenger RNA, 486 nt
Organism: Symbiodinium sp. CCMP2592
Lineage: Eukaryota; Dinophyceae; Suessiales; Symbiodiniaceae
Source: the annotation of a GenBank genome assembly
AUGGCGGCCACUGCGCAAAAGCCCAUACUGCUUCUGAAGUCGCAGGAUUGUCAGGGAUCAGCGAACAUGGUGUUGGGAUAUGCUUCUCCAAGCUGCGCUGAGGAUGCAUGGACGCAGGCUCUGGCAAGCUGCCACAAGGAUAUCCAUGAAGAUGACAUCGAGAGGUUUGAGCUCCGAUCUGCUCCAGCGCGGGUCUUUGCCAACAGAGCUCGGAUUCCAGGAGCCAUGGUGACCAGGGAGGCGUCGCCGAUGGCCACCCUUGCGGUGGAGGCUAACAUGAUCGUGAAUGAGUUCGAGCCACGAGAUCUUUGUCGCAUGGCCUGGGCGUUCAGCCGCCUGACGACGCGCAGAGCUAAACUCAUGGAUGCCAUUGGCGAGCGAGUUUUGACCUCGCCAGGCUUCCACAUCGAGGACUUGGCCACUCUUGCUCGAUCUCCUACACGUUCGGCAACCAGGAGCAAGCCGGUGAUGGAGGCGGUCUGUUGA